AUGGCUUCCCUUUUUCGAAUGGACAGAAUUCUCUACCAGUGCGGAUGCGACGAGUGGUGGCCAUUGUGUAGUCUCUACUUUUGCCGCCAUUGUUCUACCAUUCGGUGCAUGUCAUGCAGUCUUAAUGAAAUCGACUCCACAUUCUGCCCUAAUUGUUUGGAGAAUAUUCCUGCAGGUGAAGCUCGAGUGAAGAAGAACAGAUGCGUCAAUUGUAACCAGUGUCCGAUAUGUGGUGUGUCUGGUUUUUUCGUGUUUAAAGUGUUCAAGAGGGCACAUUAUGCGCAGUGGUUAGAGAUGCUUUGCAAUACACACGUGGUCUUUGGUUGGACCACCUGCUCCGGGCCUCCUGUUAAGCUGUUCAUUUCUCCGGGGUGGGCAUAUUGGUACUACACUUAUCUGGGGGAUAGCAACACUGAUUUGAUACAUCAGUAG
Molecule: messenger RNA, 432 nt
Organism: Angiostrongylus costaricensis
Lineage: Eukaryota; Metazoa; Nematoda; Chromadorea; Rhabditida; Metastrongylidae
Source: the annotation of a GenBank genome assembly